Molecule: messenger RNA, 3149 nt
Organism: Homalodisca vitripennis (glassy-winged sharpshooter)
Lineage: Eukaryota; Metazoa; Arthropoda; Insecta; Hemiptera; Cicadellidae
Exons: 2
Coding region: 1686-3149 (487 amino acids)
Molecular function (GO): nucleic acid binding; zinc ion binding
Source: RefSeq, a predicted model, not a curated record
GUUUCGCAAUCAUAGGCCUUAUCUGCACUCGGAAACGGGACUGAUCACCCCGUUUAGAAUUAAUCAGUUGCGGUGCGCGCCCGUAAUUGUCCGACACCGUAAGGUAAUGAUUAGCGAAAAUGGUCAGAUAUUGCCGCUCUCCACUUACCGGCGAAUCUAAAAAUCCGUAGAUUGACCCAGUAGCCAAGCUUGACCUAGAUGGCGCUAUUAUCAGCCGUGAUGUACGUAACAGUAGUUAACGAGCAAGGACCACGUUGUGAAGAAAAGUUGAAGUUCGAGGAUCAUCGUUUGCCACCCUCAGGUCUUCUCGUCGUCUUGUAAUUAUUUCGAGGAUUUUCUUGGACUCUGAGGGUUCUGGUCGACGACACAAGUUUGGCUGUGACGUGUUCCCUUGCAUCCCGGUCGGCCGGCAUCGUCUCCACACCUGGAUGACCUGGACACGCCAUUAUCGCCCAGGACGGACCUUAUCAGACUUCAACCGAUAAGUCUAACUCUUAAUUACAACUUUCGACCGUAUCGGUGACCACUAUACAUUUGUGUGGGACACAGAAACAGACUCAGUAUUUGCCACUUUAAGAGUGAAGUUAUAUGAACUAAGCUGAAUAGUAUAUUGGCUGUUUCCAUAGUCUAUAAUAUUGUCGUUUUAAACAUGUAUUAAUAAUUGUUCUAUUUAUUCUCUGUUAAGAUAUAUGUGUCCUAUUUAUUAUUUUCGGUGGCCACCGCUAAUUAUCUCUGUAUUGGCUAGAUUUAUUUUGCUCGAGCAAACUAGUACAUCCUAUCAUUUAACAUAGUUAGAGCCUAUUUGUUUGAAAAGUAUAUUUAUUUAUAGCUUCAUUAUUAGGGUAUAGCUCUGUUUUGCUUGAGCGAACUGUUCUCAUUAAUUUAGCAAGGUUUACUUUUAUUUUGCAGGAACAAUAGAUAUAUAUUGUGAAUGUUUAUUAGGGCAUGAACCCCUGAUGCAUGUGAUUUCUUUUGUGUGUAUUUAUUGAGUGGCUUUUACUUUCUAUUGCCUUGGCAUUAAAUUAAGCUCAAAUUAUCGAAACAGGUGCCUCAUUGAUUAAUCCUCUCUGCUCGUUCAGUUACCAGAAUUGUGUUGACUUGCACCACAGAUUGUAGAUAUUAACAUUCGAUCAUUUUAAUCCAAGCAACCGAUAUUAUUAAUAAUCUGUCAAUGUUAAUGAAGAGCUGAGACUAGUUGUGUACUGGGUAGUUUAACUUUAGUAUUGAUUAUAAGUUAUACAGUAAGUAGGGUCCAUGGGGUCGACCUAGACCUGAUCUUAGUAAUACUGUGUAAAAGCCGGCCUUACCCUCCCGACCCAACAGCGGAGCGAGAAUAAUAUUCCUUUAUUUCUCUAACUCUAAGGACAUUUCAUCUUCUUCCGGCGUCAGGGAUAGUUUCCUCAUUCUCCCCCUGUGUGUGUAUCUUGCAAAUGAGGUGGCGCCCUAAAGACCAUUCCAGUAUAAGUGCUAGACCCUCUAGGACCACCGACCCCGACCCAUCUCUGAGCUAGCCACCAUAUUGUUUCCUGGGCGAGGUAACAAAAUGGCGCCCAUCAACGUGGGGCCUAGCUUUUAAUUUAUUUUAUAUUUAAUUUGUGCUGUAAUUUUGUAAACUGUAAAUAUUGAUGUGUUUGGGACAAGGUUUCUUGUUGAAGUUAGUAUUUUGAACUGUACUGUAUUUGUGUAUGAAUUUUUCUGUUAAUGUUUGGAACUUGGUGUCUGCACUCAACAUGACGGCCUAUCACUUAAGAAAGGAUGAAGUAGAGUAUGAGCUCCAGAUUAGGGGAGUUGAUCAUAAGGGCAGUGCUGGAGAAUUGAGGAAGCGGCUUGCUCAGUGCUUUUCAACAAAUAUAGGUGUUGAUAAAAGUAUUAUUAACCAAUUAGAUACAGAGGAGGAACUUGAGAAGUGCGAAGAAAAGUAUGGAGAUCUAGGUUCUUUGGUGGACGAGUAUGAUGGUAAUGGCAAGGAUCGAGAAUUCCAGAGACUUCAUGAUAGGCUAUAUCAUUUAUACAUUAGGAUUGAGAGAAUACCGAUUGCAGCGUCUGCCAAUGAUGGCAUGGAGCGGCGUAAAACCGAUUUGUUGACCAAGUCUAAGAACCUUUUGCAGUCACUCCAGGGAUAUAAGAAGACAUCGGAGGAAGAGCAGAGUACAAAGAUAGGGCCGAAUGUGGACUGGAGUAACGGAGAGCUGCCGAAGAAAAUCGUGUCGGAGAAUCCCUAUACCUUUUGCGAGGCUGAUGUUGUUUCUUCAAAACCUUGUAUCAGCGUAGCUCAGAUGCCUACAACAGCUUCUGUGUCGGCGGGUCACACUCAGAAUGUUGAAUCUUCCUUAGUCAACAGGAGGUAUUUUGGGACAAAAGCAAUUCCUGUAUAUAAAUGGGGUCUGAAAUUUGACAUUGAGUCUGGACAAAGUGUGGGAGCAUUCUUGGAGAGAGUUGAGGAGUUAAGGGGCGCAAGAGGUCUCACUCACCAGGAACUGUUUGACUCUGCCGUUGAUUUGUUCACGGGGACUGCAUUGAUCUGGUAUCGAUCGGCUGUUGGACGCGUUUCUUCGUGGGAACAGCUUUGUAAGGAACUGAAGUUGGUAUUCCAAAGUCCAGACUACGAUGACAUGCUGGGACAAGAAAUAAGAAAUCGUGUCCAGGGACCCGAGGAGUCUAUAGAUUUGUUCUUGGCCGCUGUUGAAGGAUUGUAUGGGAGGCUAUCAGUUAAAGUAUCUGAAAGUGAACGGUUGCAGCAAGUGUUGAAGAACCUAAACCCUUACUUACAGGAGAAGCUCUGCAUGUUCGAUAUUAAGGAUAUGGAAAGUCUGAGAGAACUAGGCAGGAAGGCUGAGUUAGGUCGUUUAAGAUCAUUGACGCAUCACCCUCCUCAGCGUUAUCCACGAGUUCUAGAACCUGAUUUGGCUUGGGGAACACCACCUAAUAGGCGGAAGACAUCUCACCUCGCGACCAUUACCUCAAAUACUUCGAGACCAUCUGAUUCAUCAUUGAGGUGUUGGAAUUGCUCUAGCCUAGGGCAUCGGUUCUCGCAAUGUACUAGGGCACGCAAAGUAUUUUGUUAUGGCUGUGGAACUCCUGGCUUGAAAAAAGCUAAUUGUUCAACUUGCCAGUCAAAAAACUCAAAGAUCAGGGAGUGCACCAAGUAA